This is a messenger RNA of Ceratitis capitata (Mediterranean fruit fly), 3813 nucleotides long. Its product is annotated as integrin alpha-PS3. Gene Ontology annotation, biological process: cell-cell adhesion; integrin-mediated signaling pathway; cell-matrix adhesion. Gene Ontology annotation, cellular component: integrin complex; external side of plasma membrane. Bases 226 to 3696 code for a protein of 1156 amino acids. Gene Ontology annotation, molecular function: integrin binding. Lineage: Eukaryota; Metazoa; Arthropoda; Insecta; Diptera; Tephritidae. The transcript has 11 exons. The record is from RefSeq and is a predicted model, not a curated record.
AUGAUGAACAAACCGUUUGCAAUUAUUAAAAUUAUUAUAAAUUAAUUAUUAUUUUAUUGAAAUAGCCUUCAGUGAAUGUAUGCACAUAUAAUAUGUACAUAAGCACAACAACGAACAAGUUUUUGCUCAAAUAAAAUAUUUUCAUGAAAGAAAUUGUGAUAAAUUAGUUUUCUUACUCAAUACAAAAAAAAAACCAACAAAAACCAAAAAUAAAUAAAUAAACAAAUGCAAAAUCACUCGAAUAGUGUCAAUAUGUCAGCGCAACAUAAAAACCAAACCAACAGCAAUCACACUAUGUCCAACAGCAAACCACAACAACAAUCAUUUACCAACAAACCACUGCUGCUGCUGAGCAUAUUUACGUUGAUUUGGCCUACCCACGGUUUCAAUUUUGCAAAUCAACCGAAUAUUGCAAUUCCAGCGCCGCAACACUUGAAAUUCUUCCAACCACAAACACGCAGUUCCUAUUUCGGUUAUACGCUGGUGAUGCGACCGACGAGCAUAAUAGUUGGUGCUCCCCGUGCUCAGUCCACACUGCCCGCCCAGCGAAAUGUCAACGAAACCGGUGCCAUAUAUCGCUGCAGCCUGUCAACCACCUCGACGUGCAAUGUAUAUGUAAUAGAUGACAAGGGAAAUCGCACAAUUGAGCAGCCGGACUCUUACACGUACGAUAAUGAGGCGCGCAAUAAUCAGUGGCUUGGCGGUGCCAUGGAUGGUGGUACCAAGGAUACAGAUAAGCUGUUAAUUUGCGCGCCUCGUUUUUUAGCGCCUACAGCCAAUGACUACCUAAUGAAUGGUAUUUGUUACUGGGUCAAUGAUACUCUUAAUGAAACUCCCGUAAACGUCCAAAAGAUUUCGCCUUUACGUUUGAGAUCGCUUCAGUUGAAAAAUGUAGGCACUACGCGCACCUUCUACUAUAUGUUAGCUGAAGAGGGUCUGAGUGCACACGUGACUGACAAUAACAAAGAGUUCAUCAUUGGUGCACCCGGUAUUAAUAAUUGGAAGGGUUCGACCAUACAUUGUCGUAAGCGAUUCGAGGAGGAUCCCACUUUGAGUAGACGAGAUACCAAUGCUUACCCAAAAAUUCGUAAAACACGUGAUCUUGAAUUCUUUGAAUCAUACCCUUUGGUUAACAAAGAACAGAUGAAUGAUUCGUAUUUCGGUUACGCCGUCGGUUCGGGUUAUUUCGAUAGCAACGACAAAAAUCAGCUGAUGUAUGUGGCAUCUGCGCCGCAAGCGAAUCUGCAGUCGGGAGAGGCCUACUUGUACAGAUACGCUGAGGAUAGUACGCUUCAGUUGAAGCGCUAUUAUGUCUUUCGUGGUGAGCAGUUCGGUGAAUAUUUCGGUUAUUCACUGGUAACAGAGGAUCUCAACGGUGAUGGACUCACGGAUGUGGUGAUUUCUGCGCCCCAACACUCGGUGACGGGUUUCUUCGAUGAGGGCGCCAUCUAUGUGUUUCUGAAUAAAGGAAAUUUCAACUUCGAAAGAAAACUUAUCGUCUCACCAAUGCAAGGCAGGGCACGUUUUGGCACGACACUUAGCCGUCUGGGUGACAUCAAUCAUGACGGCUUUAAUGAUAUCGCCGUGGGCGCACCAUUUGCUGGCAACGGUGCCGUCUUUGUCUACCUCGGCAACUCUAACGGCUUGCGUGAACACCAUAGUCAACGUCUGAAUUCGCCAGAUUCCGUUAUUAGCAAAUACGGCGAACAUAUGUUCGGCCAUGGUCUUUCCAAGGGCGCAGAUAUCGAUCACAAUGGUUUCAAUGAUUUUGCCGUCGGCGCACCAAAUGCCGAAGGUGUUUUCGUCUAUCGCGCCUAUCCGGUGGUGAAGAUACGAGCUACCGUUAAAUCGCAAACACGUGAAAUAAGAACUGAUCAAAAUUCCUUUAAAAUCACUGCCUGCUAUAAAAUCACCACCACUUCGACACAGUUGAAAGAACAAGAUUUGGCUAUACGCCUUGUGGUGGACUCACAAGUCAAGCGUGCCAAGUUUAUACAAACUCGCUCGAAUGAGCUCAGUUUUAACGUUUCAGCCGGUCUGCAGGAGCAGUGUCGUACGUUCGAUUGUGAAGUGCACACCAAUGUGGCUGAUAUAUUCAAACCAAUAGAGCUGGAAAUGCAUUAUGAUCUCAUCAAUGGCGUACCGAAUUCGGAAGUUUUUUGCGAUAAAUGUGCCGCCGUCGAUCCGGCCGAACCGAAGGUGUACAGUGAGAAGAUUAUCUUUAACACGGGCUGCAGCUCCGAUAUUUGCGUAGCGGAUCUGGAAAUUAAGAGUCACAACGUGGAUCAUACAUACAUACUCGGCAGCAGUCGCACACUCUCCAUCACCUAUGACAUAACGAAUCACGGUGAAACCGCUUAUCUACCUCAACUCAGCAUCAACUCCUCGAAUGGCAUGCCAUUUGCUAAGAUACCUGGACAUUGUCGCACAAAAGAUUCCGAUUCUUUGGAAUGUGAUUUAAAUAGUAAAGAUGUAUUGAUGGCGAAAGGCGCUACAACCCAGUUCACAGUUACUUUCGAUGUACAGGGUAUAUCCGGAAAGGCAAUGAUAGUGACGGCGAGAGUGUUCAGUACAGGCAAGGAAGCUAAUGAAGCCAAUAAUGUGGCGGUUGAUGUAAUAACGCUGGGCGAGUUUACGGAAAUCGAUAUUGUUGGUAUACCGAAAACGAAGCAUAUCAAUUUGGAGGAGGUGAGCAACAAAUCGGAAAUCAUUAAUAACUAUGAGAUAAAAAGUCUCGGUCCCAGUAAUAUCGGACAAAUGGACGUGAUAUUCUAUAUACCUGUAGCGUAUAAGGUACCCGGUACUACCAACACCAUACAGAUAAUCGAAAAGGAUCGCAUAAAUAUGCAGGCUGUCUACGACACACAGCGGACUGAUAUACAUUUCUAUGAGAACGAUAAACAGCUGAUAAUGAAUGCGCUCGAGGUUGCGACGAGUGCGCACAGCGAGAAAAGCACAAGCAAAAGUUUCCAGACAUACAAACAAAAACAAUUCAGUACAAGUUCAAGUUCAAGUUUUGAAUCGACGGGCUUUUAUGACUUGGCAGUUGAAAACGAUAAUUUCCAACACGAUAACAACAACAUGAUCUCAAAUAUGUCGAUACGUCGCCGUCGGCGCGAAGCUGCCACUGCCAAUGUCGUCACCAAAGCUCAGUAUGAACGCAUCGUCAAGGCGCACGAGUUGUUGGGUGAAGAUCUGAAAGGCAAAUUGCCGGUAAAUCGUACGAUUGUGUUCAAUUGCAAUGAUCCCGAGAUGACAAUAUGCUUGCGUGCCGUUAUACGUGUGCAUGAUUUCAAACCGGAGAAGCCCAUCACCGUCAAUAUGAAAUAUACCGUCGACUUGCAAGAGAUCAAUCAAAUUUUGAUUGAGCCUUGGGAAUACUUUGUUAUACAUAUUGGCGUGGAUGUGAAAAAGGAUGGUGAUUUGGCUGGCAAAUCGCUGGGCAUACGUAAAAGCAUAGACUAUAAUAUCGUGUCGAAACAUCAGCUUUACGGUACACCUUUCUGGGUGUACAUAUUAGCCGUGCUAGGUGGCCUGCUGUUGUUGGCGCUCAUCACCUACGGCAUGUAUAAGCUCGGUUUCUUCAAACGUGCAAAGAAGGAGGAAAUGGACGCAUUAGUUCAUCAAGGCUCAACGAGACCGGCCGCUGGGGACAUAGAGCCGGAAGCAGAAAAUCUUAACACCGAAAGGAAUUAAAAUUAGUUAAAAAAUAAUUUAAAACUUGAAAUAUUUGUUCCAAUUUUUUAAGCUGCAAUAUUUAUUGAAACGAAUGGCUUUAUCAGUAGCAAGAAGUGAAUGUGCGUUGGGUGCAAU